CUCAUUCCACACAGAUACAAUACAAGCAAGACUCGAUCUUUCUUCUCUCUUUCUUUUGGCCAGUGUCUUUCAACCAUACGAAGCUUUUAGAAGAAAAGCAUAUACGCUUUGUAUUUCAUUCUUAAUCGAUUAACGAGUUCUUAGGAUCAGAUGGAAGAACAAUGGGUGGCUCCUUUUGAGAGAAAGAUCCGUCUUUAGCCGGGAUUUGGAUCUGAGCUGAGUUCUCUUUCAUCAUCUUUGUGGAAUACACAUUUUCUUUGUGUGGAUUCGGAAGUUGUUGCUGAAUGGCGUCCGAGGAUGUGAGUGUUGUUGCGGAAUCAAAGAAAGAGGAAGAGAAGGUCGAUGUUGAGAAUUUCAGGGACAAGAACAGACCCGAGACUCUUGACUUAGUUACCGAGAAAACUGACAAUGUCAAUGAAAAUGCUCCAAAAGAUGAAGCCUUGAAACCUGUAAAGGAAGCAGAACUCCCUGAGUCUGGUACUUCAGUGAAGAGCAAAACCGCCAAGGAUAAUAGAACUGUUAAGAGAAAGUCAGGGACCUUUUCUCGGAGCCCGAGGUUCCUCUCUCAGAGCUCUUCAUUUCCAACUAGAGGAGCUCAAACCCAAAGCAAGAGCAUUGAUGCAACACCAAAGGCUAGUCCUAAACCCGUCGUUGCAAGUGGAUCCAAACCAAGAGCAACUCCAUCUCCAAGCAGCGGUGUUUCCACCAAGCGUACCAGUUUAGUAUCUGCUCCCCUCAAAAAGCAAACUAUGCCUGUGAAACCCAUUUCUAAGGAUGCAGCUUCAGUCCCUACUUCCAACAAUGGCAGCAGAUUGGUGGAUGAAGGUUCUAAAUCCAUUAAAGAUGAAAUGGCAGGCAAGGACAAUGAGGAUGCCCCAUCAACCAACGUUGUGGUGGCAGAUAAAGUAGCUAAACCGAUGAAAGGUGAAAUGGCAAGCAAGGAAGAUGAGGACACUCGUUCAACUACCACUUCAACUUCUACACCUCGUGGCCGGAGAAGCAGCGUUGGUUCUGCGUCUGGAUUUUCAUUCAGGUUGGAGGAACGGGCUGAAAAACGGAAGGAGUUCUAUAUGAAACUAGAAGAGAAGAUCCAUGCUAAGGAAGUGGAGAAGACAACUUUGCAGGCGAAAUCAAAGGAGAGUCAGGAGGAAGAGAUCAAAAGGUUGAGAAAAAGCUUGACUUUCAAGGCUGGUCCCAUGCCCAGUUUCUACAAAGAGCCCCCACCUAAGGUUGAAUUGAAGAAGAUACCAACUACUCGUCCUAAAUCUCCAAAGCUAGGACGCAGAAAGAGUAGCAGCGAUGCAACAGGAGGUGAAGCUGGUCCACGUGUGACAAAACCAAAAGACUCAUCAUUAUCUACAUUGAAGAAACCCAUAACAAAGUCUCAGCCAAAGCUUGAAACUCAAGAGAAGUCAGGGAAGGCCAAAGAAAAGAAAAGAGAAGGGAAGAAAGAAGAAGCAGAGAAAAGAGGAGAGGAACAGAAAGCUUCUUCUGUGACUGCUUCUAAACCCGAAGAGAAGAAAGAAGAAGCAGAGAAAAGAGGAGAGGAAGAGAAGGCUUCUUCCAUGGCUGCUAAAUCCGAAGAUAAGAAACCGAACUCAAGCAACAUCCAAGUGAAGGCUGAGAUUAUGGCAAGUGAAGUUGCAGUGGGAGGCUGAUCAAAGCAGAGAAAGCGUUUGGCAACGAUCUCUUAUGUCUUCUUCUUCUUCUUUUUCAAAAGCAUUAAUGUGAAUAGAGUUGUUGCAUUGCGUCUACUUUGAGAGUUACUCUCCAUUUCUUCAGUCUUUUUUUUAUUUAUUUAAAUUAAGCCUCAGAUUGUUUCUUAUGAUAUGGUCUCUAAUAUUUGUUGAAUUCAAAAUUGUAAACCUA
Molecule: messenger RNA, 1869 nt
Organism: Eutrema salsugineum
Lineage: Eukaryota; Viridiplantae; Streptophyta; Magnoliopsida; Brassicales; Brassicaceae
Product: protein WVD2-like 4
Exons: 10
Coding region: 285-1658 (457 amino acids)
Biological process (GO): microtubule cytoskeleton organization
Molecular function (GO): microtubule binding
Source: RefSeq, a predicted model, not a curated record